AUAAAUAGAGCCGGUUUUGUGCUGUUUUCAUUCCUCGGUUGGAUGCCGCGGCCGUAGUCCGUGAGGAAGUACGUGAAGGAGCAAGCGAGCUAGAGGCGAGCAGAGGACAGUGGAGAGGGACGGGAGCAAGGCGCCAGGACCGACUCCCGAGCGAGAGACGCUCGCCGGAGGAGGAGACCCAGGAAGCGAUGAGAGUGAUGGCAAACCCUAGGCUGGGCGGCCAGCGCCAACAAAGGCAUUACGGAAUCACUUCUCCAAUUAGUUUGGCGCAUCCUAAAGAAAUUGAUCAUAUUUAUACACAGAAGUUACUUGAUGCCAUGAAAACAUUUGGUGUGUUUGAAGAUGAGGAGGAAUUAAACCACAGGCUGGUGGUUCUUGGUAAACUGAACAAUUUAGUAAGAGAAUGGAUUUCCAGUAUGGAGGAUAAGAGUUCCUCACCUCCUCCGGAGCCUAUUGUUGGUAAAAUUUUCACAUUUGGAUCCUAUAGGCUUGGAGUACAUACCAAAGGAGCUGACAUUGAUGCAAUUUGUGUAGCUCCAAGACACGUGAAGAGAAAUGAGUUUUUUCAGUCUUUCUUUGAAAGAUUGAAGCAUCAAGAUGGUAUUAGAAACUUAAGGGCUGUAGAAGAUGCCUUUGUACCUGUUAUAAAAUUUGAAUUGUUUGGAAUUGAAAUUGAUCUAGUCUUUGCAAGAAUACCAAUCCACACCAUAUCAGAUAACUUAGAUCUAAGAGAUGACUCUCGACUGAGAACACUUGAUAUAAGGUGUAUUCGCAGCUUGAAUGGCUGUAGAGUUACUGAUGAAAUUUUGCACCUGGUGCCAAAUACAGAAACUUUUAGGCUUACCUUGAGAGCAAUCAAAUUAUGGGCCAAACGACGUGGUAUUUAUUCCAAUGUGCUGGGAUUCCUUGGUGGUGUCUCUUGGGCGAUGCUGGUUGCACGAACCUGCCAAUUAUAUCCAAAUGCAGCAGCUUCUACUUUAGUUCAUAAGUUCUUCUUAGUUUUUUCCAAAUGGGAAUGGCCAAAUCCUGUGCUGCUGAAGCAACCAGAAGACGGCAAUUUGAAUCUGCCCAUCUGGGACCCUCGGGUACAUCUAUCUGACAGGUAUCAUCUCAUGCCCAUAAUCACCCCCGUCUACCCACAGCAGAAUUCUACAUUUAACGUGUCCACAUCAACUCGAACAAUAAUGGUAGAAGAAUUUAAACAAGGUCUCACAGUCACAGAUGAAAUUCUCCAAGGAAAAUCAGAUUGGUCCAAACUAUUUGAGCCACCCAAUUUUUUUCAAAAGUAUAGGCAUUACAUCGUCCUGACUGCCAGUGCUUCGACGGAAGAAAACCAUCUAGAGUGGGUCGGGUUAGUGGAAUCUAAAAUUCGCGUCCUUGUUGGAAAUUUAGAACGCAAUGAAUUUAUUAUUCUUGCUCAUGUAAAUCCCCAAUCGUUCCCAGGAAAUAAAGAACACCAUAAAGACAACAAUUAUGUAUCAAUGUGGUUCCUGGGAAUAAUUUUUCGGCGAGUAGAAAAUGCAGAAAGUGUUAACAUAGACUUGACAUAUGAUAUCCAGUCAUUUACGGACACAGUCUACAGACAAGCAAACAAUAUAAACAUGUUAAAGGAGGGAAUGAAAAUUGAAGCCACGCAUGUAAAGAAGAAACAGCUUCAUUACUACCUUCCACCAGACAUUCUUCAAAAGAAGAAAAAGCAAAGUCUUUCUGAUGUAAGUCAGAGUUUGGGUGGACUUCAAUCCAAGAGACCGUCGCUGGAUGGCAAAUCCUUGGAUAGCUCCAGAGACACUGAUAAUGGAACCCCUUUUAAUUCCCCAGUGUCAUUAGUCAGACCCUCGAAGCCUGACAGUCGUCCUGGGGGAGAAGCAGAAAGGAGCAGCGCUGAGCCCGGGGCGGCCGUGACUGAGAAGAAGCCCCCGAGUGCUCCGCCGGCCCACGGACUGUCCAUUCCAGUCAUUGGCGCAAAAGCAGACUCCACAGUGAAAGCGGCCUCACCCCCAGCUGUGUGCACCAUCCCUACGGUAGUAGGACGGAAUGUCGUUCCUAGAGUCCCAGCCCCCCACAACCCUGCCCAGGGCCAGCCACACCUCAAUGGACUGUCAAAUAUGACGAAGAGCAUUACCCCCCAGACAUCCCUGUCCCCAUCAGUCGAUGGGCCUUCCACGAAGCUGAAAGAUGCAGAGGAAAAGCUUCUUCAUAUUGAGUCAACGUUUAAAGACCCUCGUGCUGCUGAAAACAGGAAGAGAAAAGCAGUGGACACCGCUGAAGGAGAAUCUAUGCCUAUUCCAACUAUUGAUACAUCACGCAUAAAGAGACUACCCAGUAAGGAACUUCCGGAUUCAUCAUCUCCAGUUCCAGCAAAAAGCAUCCGUGUUGUCAAAAAUUCCAUCCGACUGACCCUUAAUCGGUAAAAGCCGUGCCUCCCCACUUAGUGAACAUGCAGUCAGUUAGUGGCAAAGAACCAGCUGCUCUUUUUAAACGUGCAGUGGCUGUCAUCCCAAGAUGAUGGAAGUGACAGUCACCACCUCCUGACCUGCAGGUGGGUUUUUAACGUUUACACUCUGACCUGCAGGUGCUGUAGCAGUCUCUCACUGAUUGCUGCAUGCACCUCUCUGAGGACCACCUGCUGUCCGAUUGUCAGUAUUUUGGCUUUGAGUUUGGAGGGUUUGCUGCCUUAAUUCUCAGUGCUGGUUUUUCUGUUAGAACCAGUUUGGGCCACUGAACUUCCCCUCUUUCUGUUUCUUUUCUUCUCCCUCCUUUCCUUCCUUCCUGUCUCCUUUCUUCCUUCCCGCCUUCCUUCCUUCCUUCUGACCUUCCUUCCUUCCUUCCUACUUGUAUGUUAUAAUCACUGUGUAGAGCUAAAAAAGUUGAAAACAAAAAAACACAAAAAAAGUCUUGUAAUUUGUCAGCACAUUUGCUUUAGCAUUGAAGCCGCUUUGUGAAACCCGAGAUGGAUGAAUGUGAGGUAGCUUUCCUCGUUUAUGUAGAUGUCUUUAUUGUCUGUUCUGUUGACUUAAAUUAUUUUUCCAGAUUGGCACAUGGAAUGUGUAAACAUGUUGGUGUGUAUGCUUUUCUGUACAGUGUGCACAGCUAUCAGGGAGGAUUCGUCCAGUGAUUACGUACGAGGGUGGGGCACCAUGAUUUCUUUCUAUUUUGCCUCCCAUGGAGGCCUCUGAAAUGCAUCUUUAUUAAAAAUCAAAAUAUAACCAGAAUACUGAAAAUCAGUAAAUGAACGUUGAAAUUGUUACAUAACCUAUUAUAUGCCAUUCUUGUUAGUUGACUGGUAUUUUUUUCUUUUUACCAACAAGCAGCUCAUGCCAGCAUCAACAAUAAGAUAUCCUUAAAUAUGAAAAAGUUGUAUUUUUGAGGUGUAAAAUUAGCCGAGGUGUGAUAUUUCCUGACAGUCACUGACUCUACAGCUUAAAACAGUUUCUCCCUGGGCUGGGCAUGCGGAGCUAGGCAGUGGGUUUGUUACCAACAUUGUUACCAACCAUUAAUUGGCUCAGGGCCUUUGUAAUUUUUAUUUAACUAUGAGUUGUCUUUUUUUACACUGCUUUUUUCAACACAUUUCUUAAUCUUCUUUACGUUUCAUGAACGCAUGCUCAGUUUAUUACAGUCCAUAACCAUGUAAUUCUUGUAAUGUUUGAUUCAGUGUUUUGUAAAUGAAGUCAUGUAUUUUCAGAGUAUUUUUGUAUGUACUGUAAGAUACCAUCUUUUCAAAGAGAAAACUUUAAAACCUUUGUUGUCUCUCUUUAGUCUAAUUUUUAAAAUAUGGAUUAUGCUUGAAUUCUUCUUAAAAGGAAAAUGUACAGAUUGCACAGCCCCGGAUGCCAAUAAAUAGUACCUGAUGCACCUUUCAUUCAGUGUUUAGUAGCCCAGUAGGGAAACACAAAAUGGCACCUUUGAAAAUUAGGUGGAAAAUAUUUGGUUGUGUAUUUCGGUACCCCUGCGCUACCUGUGGUCAGCAUCCAGGAGCCAUCUGACUCUUCCACUAGCCCCUUGCAGUGGAAUCAUUGGGCCCCGAGGGUCAGAGAGCAGACUCCUCCCAUUCCUGCCCCGGUUCCCUCCCUCCUGAAUCUCUGCAAAGGAAAUCCUUCUCAGAAGGAAAGAGAGCAAGGAUCAGCAUUGGUUGUUCCAGUAUUCAUUUUUGUAGAUAGCAAAAAGCAAGAAAAAUGAAGUCCCGUGACCAAGGUGAAACCUCUCAGCUGGUCCUUGAUUCGAGUAUUCUGGAGUUCGUUCGCCAAACACUCAGCGCAAAACCUGAGUGAUGAUGAACAGAUCAGCUGGCUCGAAAGUUCUAUUGUAUGGGAUUUGAUUGAGUUUUAUAUAUUUGAUGUGUUUGCACGGUGAAGCUGACAUGCCAGCUGCCCGCCCCUGCUGCUAAAGCAGUCUUCAGAGCCUCUGAGGAUCUUCUGUGUGUGCAGGUUCACCAUACUAGGCAAGCAGGUGCCUAGAGUUAGUCGUGUUGUUUUUCUUCAACAAGAAAGCAGUGAGCUCAGCCUUGUACUGUGAGCUAGUCAUUUCUCUCCGUUUGUUGGUCCAUUCAACAUAGGGGAAGGCAUGAUCAGUGAUGCAGCUUCAGAAUCCUGGUGGGUUCGGUCAGAAAUGAAGUGUUUUCUCUCCUGGACAGUAGAUAGAAAACUUGCCUGAUAUUCUGUUGUCAUAGGAGGGAGUCGUCCACAAUACCAGUAUACCAGUUCCACGUAAGUAAAAGGAGAAGACCUGCUGUGGGAUUGUUUGUUAUUCUCUGAGGUGUUAAGUAUAGGUGUUUGUUUUCAACUGUUAUCUAGAAACAUAUUUUAUAAAGGCACCUUGCCUGUUCUUCAAAAUUUAGAUGCAUGUUCAUUUUCACAAAGGUAUUAACCUUUAAUCUGCUCGUUUUCAGUGACUGGAGCUCAAGGCAAACACUUACCUGCUAGCUUAUACUGUAGGGACCUAACCAAUUUCAAAUACCAGGUACAUGGCAUAAAACCUGCCGAAAUUGGGACAGGAGGAUGAAUUUUAAGUCUGUUGGUGCUUAAAAGAAUGAAUAACUUUGUCUUAGAUUAGCAGGUGACUAAAUGAUUGAUAGCAAUUUGCCAUAGGAACAAUUAAGUGAAGAUGGGAAUGUUGUAUGGGGUAAACGUCAUUGCUGCUGGAUCAACAAGUUCAAAAUAAGAGUGCCUAACUUGGGGGCCAUGGACCCUUAGGGGGCCCCUUGCAGUUGUACAUAGUAAUGUUUUUAUGUAUAUUGCAUUUUGGGGGGGGGGUAGUUCAUACCUUUCUUUGGAGCAGUUCGUGACCCUCAAAAAAGGUAGGAACCAUAGCUGUCCAGGAUUGAAUGACGAUGAACUAGUUGGAAAAUCUUCCCGUGGGAUUUUUCUGCAGGAUAUUUCUGGAAACGUACUGUGUGUGGCUCCUAACUAGUCAAGGGACCUGGUGGAGGACUCUUCUGGAACACUGAGUUUCUCCCCAAGGUUCAAAAAACGAAGCAUCGGCAAGAGUAGAAAAAUGCAUGCUGCUGGAUAUACGAAUACUCUUGAGUUUGGUCGUACUCAGGUUCAUACUUAGGUCAUGGUUCGGGCCUUAAGAGACUGAACAGACCAAUAAAUAGAAGAGCUUUAGGUUACAAUAUACAUUUUUUGAUAAAGUUGUGUAUGUGAAAAUAACUGCCUAUAAAGCAUAGGAUUUGUGUCAUGAUAGUAUUAAAAAAUAGUGCCGGUGGUGGAAGGAAGUACAUCUCAAUGAUGAUAACUAUUUGUUUAGGAUUUUUUAUAAGACUUGUGCAAGGUCUCAUCUUUCCCAAAUUCCUAUUUUUUCUUUUUUUGGUUGUAUAAUUCUACUCAGUUGUGGUGUUUUUGUUUUUGUUUUUUUUGGGGGGGGGCAGGUUUAAAUCAUUUUCUAUCUGUUUUUUCUUAAGUUUUCUCACAUAAUUUUACACUCAAGUUGCACAUAUGAUUACCAUUAAGGCUGCUGUCAUGUUUCGACUAUUUGCUGCAUUUUAGCAAAGCUCCACAAAAUUGCCUUACAGAGGACUUGGGAUAUUUUUGAGACAGCUGGUGCUGUGUUAACUGGCAGUAUUCUGUCAAAGGAAAGAGCUGCUGUUGCUCUCGUGAAAGAUGUUUGUGUAGUUCUGAUUGUUCCUGCCCUUACUUGGAUCGCCUUUACUCUCAGUUGUACACUGGAACCUCAUUAAUGAUGGAAUCAAUAAUCGAAUAAACUUGCUUUGAUAAA
This is a messenger RNA of Echinops telfairi (small Madagascar hedgehog), 6213 nucleotides long. It is a transcript of the gene PAPOLG, whose product is annotated as poly(A) polymerase gamma. Bases 189 to 2411 code for a protein of 740 amino acids. Gene Ontology annotation, molecular function: poly(A) RNA polymerase activity; RNA binding. The record is from RefSeq and is a predicted model, not a curated record. The transcript has 22 exons. Gene Ontology annotation, cellular component: nucleus. Lineage: Eukaryota; Metazoa; Chordata; Mammalia; Afrosoricida; Tenrecidae.